This is a messenger RNA of Thamnophis sirtalis, 2249 nucleotides long. Lineage: Eukaryota; Metazoa; Chordata; Lepidosauria; Squamata; Natricidae. The record is from RefSeq and is a predicted model, not a curated record.
GAAGGAAGCGCAGGGCAAUGGCGCUCAGCCCCCCCGAGCGGCAGCCGGGCCCGCCUGAACCCCCGUGCCCGGCGCCCCAGCAGCAGGAAGACGAGGCGGACGCCGACGUCGCCCUCGACCCUCAGCACCUGCGAGGCCUGGAAGCCGAGGCCGGCGGGAUCCCGCUCCACUCGCCUUGGACCUUUUGGCUCGACAAAUCCCUUCCCGGUACCACAGCAGCUGAAUGUGCAUCAAAUUUGAAGAAGAUCUACACGGUAGAAACUGUACAGAUCUUCUGGAGCGUUUAUAAUAAUAUUCCUCCUGUGACAAACCUGCCUAUGAGAUGUAGUUAUCAUUUAAUGCGUGGAGAGAGACGACCACUGUGUCUGCAGUUUGGAAAGAGUUACUGUUAGCUACAAUUGGAGAACAGUUUACAGACCAUUGUGGGACAAAUGAUGAAGUAAUUGGCAUCAGUGUCAGUGUUCGUGACCGGGAAGAUGUUGUUCAAGUCUGGAAUGUAAAUGCAUCAUUAGCAAAUGAAGCUUCAGUUUUAGAAAAGAUCCAUGAGCUUCUUCCCCAGACAUCUUUUAAAGCAGUUUUCUAUAAACCCCAUAAAGAACAUCAUGCUUUUGAAGGUAGACGUGGGAGACAUUAACUAGGACAGAACUUGGAAGAUUUUUCUAAGAACACCGCAACAGAAAGAUGGACAAAACAUUUACAAAAGCACCACAACCCUUAGUGUAUUUUUUUAGACCUUCGUAUUCCUCUUGAGCCGCUGGUACUGAAAAGCAAGAACUGCUGCCUCAGUAGCUGAUACUAUUUUGAUUUCUCAGCUCAAUAAAUCAGUUUCUUUUAGUAUUCCUUUCUUUUUAAGGUAGAAGACUACAGCAAAUUCUCAGUAUCUGCUUAAACUGCAAAUGUGCACAAGCAUGAUAUGCUGCUUCCCCCCCCCCCCCUCUAGAUCUGAAUCUAAAUAAAUCAUAGCUUAGGGAACCAUGUUUUCUGAAUUUGUUUUUAGACAUUCCUAUCAUGUUCACAUCUAGUUGUAGUUUUCUCCCCCCCCCCAAUGUACACUGUUCUAAUCCACAAUGACAAAUUGAAUCAUGCCAAUUCUACCCAAUCUCCAUUAAACAAAUUGAGCUUUCACUACACCUCUUCUAUCCGGCUUGCUACUUAGCACCCCUCAGCCUUUGCACUUGCUAAUGCUGAUGCUGUAAAGAUGUUUUAAUAAUCACUGAACAAAGCCUAUAAACUGAGAAUACAGUUCUAUUUUGACAAAGUCUGGGGGGAAAAGCCCUUAAGAAAGAUUGACUUGAUUCACACCCCUUAAUCAUACACCCCCAUUCUUGAAAUUCUAAGCUAGGCAAUGCUUAGAUAGAAGCACUGUUUGUGAUUAUGUAUCUACUGUGAUUUCUAUGAUAGUAGCAGCAGUUGAGUUGCUACAGUUGUGCUGUUAGUGCAGAGACUACAGUCAAGUGUGAAGCAGUCAAUUGUUAGUUGAUGUCUGUUUUAUGGCUAUUUCAAAAAUCUUAACGUAAAAGAAUGAAUAAGUUUUUGUCCGGAAACCCUACAACUUUUAUUUCUUACGUUGUUUGAUUUUUUUUUUUUCUUAUCUCACUAUAUAUUUUAUGUAUCUCUGAAAAACAGAUAAUGCUUUCUACUACGUUCUCACUUAAAAUACAAAGCUUCACAUUUCUUCUUCUUCACACACUUAUAAUAAUAUACCUCCCCCACAUCAUCCUCAUUAUGAUAACAACAGAUACUUUUUUUAUCCUUUAAGGUCAAUAUCAAUUGAAUAGUACCUUUAUGGUUAACAUAAUCAGUACAAUUUUGUUUAGUUAUAAAUUAUAACGCCUUAAGUACACUUUUCAGCAUAGAGAGAAGUCAGUUAUGUUUUAAAGCAUGAAUGUGAAGUUUUCAAAUUAGUUUGCGUGAUUUCCUCCCCAUACUAAUUUAUUGGAGGUUGCAAUACAUUUUUAUUUUUUAUUACAAAACCAAAGAUUUAUUUAGUUCCUCAGCAGAGGACGCCGAUGUGCUAGAGGGAACGUUCAUUCCCAUCUAAGCAGAAUUACUGGAUUAGUAUUAGUAUUUUGAAAAUUGUUCUGACUGCACUGAUAUCAACUCACAUUUAAUCGUAUAAGAAGGUGACUGUUGGAAUUCAGUACAUUUAUGAAUCAAGUUUUUUUCUUUUUAAUUUUGUACUAGUUCAUCUGUAUUUAUGAAUUAAACUUGUGCAUUUACCGAACCUUAUUAAAAGUUUUAUAAAUUCA